AUGGCCAUCCUAGAUGAUUACCUAGACAUCGCCAAGCCGCACUUCAGUCACAUACCCGCGUCCCAACUAUCCAUCACCGCCUUCCACGACAGCCUGCCGGCCUUCAACCACCCAAACACCAGCCCCGCCGACAAGCAAGCCAUCAUCGACCGCCUGAAGCCCUUCACCAUCAUCUCAUGCAUGCGCGAGCGCACGCCCUUCCCGGCCGCCCUACUGCGCGCCCUGCCUAACCUGAAGCUCCUACUCGCGACGGGCACGCAGUUCGAAACGUUCGACCUGGCAACGGCCUCGGACCUCGGGAUCCGCGUCGCGGCGGCGCCCGGGAGGGGGCGCACGGAUGGCUUCAAGCCGUCGUCGUCGUCGUCGUUCUCGCGCCCGAAGUUGGAUAUCAAGAGAGGCGGCAGCCACCCGACGACGCAGCACGCGUGGGCCCUAAUCCUAGCGCUCGCGCGCAACGUCGCCGCCGACGACGCGGCGAUGAAGGGGGACCCGGGGGCGUGGCAGUCGCGGCUCGCGCUCGGGCUGACGGGCGCGACGCUCGGCGUCGUCGGGCUCGGCCGCCUCGGCGCCGCCGUCGCGCGCGUCGCGUGUCUCGCCUGGGGCAUGCGGGUCCUGUGCUGGAGCGAGAACCUCACGCAGGACAGGGCCGACCGGAAGGCGGUGGAAGUCGGGUUACCUGCUUACGGCGGCGGCGGCGGCGGCGGGUACGCGGCGGAGGAGCAGCCGGAAAAGCGGCCGACUUUUGAGGUCGUGGGUAAGGAGGAGUUGUUCGCCGAGGCGGACGUGGUGAGUUUGCAUUACGUGCUUAGCGAGCGGUCGCGCGGGAUCGUGGGGGAGGCGGAGUUGACGCGGAUGAAGAGCUCGGCGAUGCUGGUUAAUACUUCGAGGGGCCCGUUGGUCGACGACGGGGCGCUGUACGAUGCGCUGGAGAAUGGGAGGAUAGGGGGCGCGGCGUUGGAUGUUUUCGAUGUCGAGCCCUUGCCGGCUGGGAGUCCGUGGCGCUCGACGAAAUGGGGUACGCAGGGGAGGAGUAAUCUGAUUAUUACGCCUCAUAUGGGGUAUGUCGAAGAUGGCAUCAUGCAUACAUGGUACGAGGAGACGGCUGAGAAUCUGGAGCGGUGGCUUCGAGGCGAUGAUCUACUUCACGUUCUCAAUUAG
Messenger RNA from Annulohypoxylon truncatum, 1158 nucleotides. RefSeq names its product glycerate dehydrogenase. Gene Ontology annotation, molecular function: oxidoreductase activity, acting on the CH-OH group of donors, NAD or NADP as acceptor; NAD binding. The transcript has a single exon. Lineage: Eukaryota; Fungi; Ascomycota; Sordariomycetes; Xylariales; Hypoxylaceae. The record is from RefSeq and is a predicted model, not a curated record. Bases 1 to 1158 code for a protein of 385 amino acids.